This is a messenger RNA of Zasmidium cellare ATCC 36951, 1482 nucleotides long. RefSeq lists its product as uncharacterized. The coding region runs from base 1 to 1482 and encodes 493 amino acids. Gene Ontology annotation, biological process: transmembrane transport. NCBI's taxonomy places the organism in Eukaryota, Fungi, Ascomycota, Dothideomycetes, Mycosphaerellales, Mycosphaerellaceae. Gene Ontology annotation, cellular component: membrane. The transcript has 5 exons. Gene Ontology annotation, molecular function: transmembrane transporter activity. The record is from RefSeq and is a predicted model, not a curated record.
AUGCGGAGGAUGGGGAAGAAGCAGGAGUUCAAGAGGAACUUCAGCCUCGUUUCCGCCAUAGCCUUUGUGUCCGUCUACAUGGCGACAUGGGAAUUCGUCCUGGUCUCGCUCAGUGUAGGCUUUUCCAACGGAGGGUAUGCUGGACUAUUCUGGUGUUUUAUCACGACAGUCCUCUGCUAUUCCACGAUUGUCGCGAGUCUGGCCGAGAUGGAGUCAAUGGCGCCUACUGCUGGUGGCCAAUAUCACUGGGUUAGCGAGUUUGCACCACCGCAGUAUCAGAGAAUCCUCUCCUAUGCUUCCGGAUGGAUGUCGACUUUGGGAUGGCUGGCCUCGGUUGCCAGCAGCACAUAUGUGGUAACCACUCAGAUCGAAGCCAUGAUCCAAGUGACCAACCCGGAGUAUGCUUUCGCACGAUGGCAGGCCACACUGAUCAUGAUUGCUUUCACCGUCAUAACGAUCUUCUUCAACACGUGGGGAGCACCCAUACUGCCUUCGCUGGAGACUGCAUGCUUGGUCGGACACAUCGCCGGCUUCUUCGUCGUCAUGAUUCUAUUAUGGGUAAUGUGUCCGAAGAACAGCGCCUACGACGUAUUUGUCCACUUCGAGAAUAACAGCGGCUGGUCGAACAUGGGAACAGCCUACCUCAUCUCUCAGGUCUAUGUCAUGUACUGCAAUCUGGGAUCGGACUCAGUCGUGCACAUCUCUGAAGAAGUCGAAGAUGCUGGGCUCGUCGUACCUAGGGCGAUGUGGUGGUCGUACCUGGGAAAUGUCUUCUUUGGCAUCAUCAUGCUGAUCACAAUGCUGUUCUGCCUGGGCCCACUUGACGGCGUGCUCAAUUCAGACAUACCCUAUCUUCUGCUAUUCAACAACACAGGCUCGCCGGCGCUGUCGGUUGUGCUUAACGUCAUCCUCUUCCUGCUGAUCUACGCAGGCAACAUCACAGCUCUGGCUACAUGCGCUCGAGAAGUCUUCGCAUUUGCCAGAGACAAGGGCUUACCCUUCGCGAAAACCAUCGGCCGCAUGGACCCGAAGUGGAAUAUCCCUUUCAACUCGGUCUACAUCACAUCAGUGGCUGUGGCCAUUCUCAGCUUGAUCAACAUUGGCUCUACCUUGGCCUUUAACAUCAUCGUCUCGCUGUCACUGCUUGGCCUCCUAAGCACCUACAUGAUCUCGAUCGGCUGCGUCCUCCUCAACCGCAUCAAAGGAGAGCCUCUGCCACCCGCUCGAUGGAGUCUUGGACGUUACGGGAUAGCGGUCAACGGAUUCGCCUUCCUCUACUCGGCAUUCAUCAUCGUCUUUUCCUGCUUUCCGACCAACUUGCCGGUGGAUCUCAGCACUGCGAAUUGGGCACCUCUGGUAUGGGUAGGGGUGAUCAUCAUCUCUGUGGUGUUUUUCGUUGCGUAUGGCAAGCGCCACUACACUGCGCCGGUGGAGUUUGUUGAGGGAAGAAAGGCAGCCGGUGUCGGAUUGCAGUCAAGCUGA